This is a messenger RNA of Tricharina praecox, 998 nucleotides long. RefSeq lists its product as uncharacterized. NCBI's taxonomy places the organism in Eukaryota, Fungi, Ascomycota, Pezizomycetes, Pezizales, Pyronemataceae. The transcript is spliced from 2 exons. Bases 133 to 900 code for a protein of 255 amino acids. Gene Ontology annotation, molecular function: electron transfer activity. The record is from RefSeq and is a predicted model, not a curated record. Gene Ontology annotation, cellular component: cytosol.
ACCGGCACCAACCAACCAAUAUCGUCACCCCGCCGCCUUCCCACCCCACCAGCCUACUCCAGCCCUCGCCCCACCACCACCACCACUCCCACUCGCUCACCCGCACCACCGCUACAACCAGCAGCAGCAACAAUGACCACCCUCCGCAUCCUCGUGCCGAUAAAGCGGGUGCUCGACUACGCACUGAAGCCACGCAUCGCGUCGUCGGGCAAGUCCAUCGACCUGACGGGCCAAAAGAUGAGCCUGAACCCCUUCGACGAGCUCUCGAUCGAAGCGUCGGUGCGCCUACGCGAAGCCCACCCCGCCCGCAUCGCCGAUAUCCUCGCGUUCUCUGCCGGCCCCGCGAAGUCGCAGGACGCCCUGCGCACUGCUAUGGCGAUGGGCGCGGAUCGCGGGCUGCUUGUGGAUGCGGGGGUGGAGAGCGACCUCGAGCCGCUGGCGGUCGCGAAGAUUCUGAAGAUGGUCGUGCAGAAGGAGGAGUGUAACCUUGUUAUUCUCGGGAAGCAGAGUAUCGAUGACGACGCUGGGCAGACGGGACAGAUGCUUGCGGGCCUCCUCGGGUGGGGGCAAGCGACGCAGGCGGCCGAGCUGACGCUCGAGGGGGAUAACAUUACUGUCGUGAAGGAGGUGGAUGGCGGUACCGAGACCGUCAGGGGGAAGCUGCCCAUGGUCGUCACGACGGAUCUCAGGCUCAAUGAGCCGAGGUACGCGAGCCUGCCGAAUAUCAUGAAGGCGAAGAAGAAGAAGCUGGAUAAGGUCGCGUUGGCCGAGUAUGGUGCGGGCUUGGAGAGGCGGCUCGAGGUGCUGCAGGUUGUUGAACCCCCGCCACGGCAAGGCGGCGGCAAGGUCGAGGAUGUUGGCGGCCUCGUCGCGAAGCUGAAGGAGCUGGGCGCGAUCUGAGCGCCAUCUGAGCGGUUGAGGCGACUGUACGAAUUGUUCGGGUGCGGGGAGUGUAACUACUACUACUAUCAAUAGACUCCAGCGAUUAAGAAAAAAUG